Molecule: messenger RNA, 1720 nt
Organism: Saccostrea echinata
Lineage: Eukaryota; Metazoa; Mollusca; Bivalvia; Ostreida; Ostreidae
Product: golgin subfamily A member 6-like protein 25
Exons: 3
Coding region: 97-1479 (460 amino acids)
Biological process (GO): regulation of apoptotic process
Source: RefSeq, a predicted model, not a curated record
AAAGAUUUGGCAGUAUUAGACAAUAUCAGAGAGAACGAACAAGUUAAAGAAUCUAGUUACUGAAUCAUCGUGCUGAAGGAAAGGCAUAGCGUCAAAAUGGAUGAGCGUAUGCUUUGGAAGAAUUGGCAGUAUUUGAAGAAUGAGAUAUACGUAGAGGAUUUCAUCGACGCGAUGAUGGAAGCUGGGAUAUUUACAGCUCAGAAUAAGAGAGACAUUAUGAUGGCGCAACCCAGCACGCGACAAAUGAAGGCCGAGAAGUUUCUGAAUGUGAUGAUCCAGACAGGGGAGAGGGGGUACGAGAUGUUUACAACCGUCCUACACGACAUGAGGAGUGAUAACAGAUAUACGUCUCUGAUGGAGAAACUCAAUCUACCGAGCAACAACGUCAUGGUCGUCCAUCCACUAGUGGAUGAUGCUUCUGCUGCCUCAGGUGACCAUAGACCAGACACUCGAGGCUCCCAGAGACCUUCCACUGCGUCGAGUGGAAGCACAGAUAUCAGCAGAGACGGGGAAACCGGAGAGAAAAACAGAAGAUCAGCGAGACAAGCAUGGAGAUCUCAGACUUCAGGAAGUACUCCAAACAGCGCCUCCUCCCGGCGGCCGACUAGUAACAAUGGUGCUCGAGGAAUGGUUCGCCAACCGAGUACGGGAGAGAUGAAUUCAGUAACUAGAUUCCCUGGUCAACCACAGACAGCACAAACAUCAAACAUGGCAGGUGAUCAACCGCCAUCAGCAGCUUCUUCCGACGAUAGACGUUUAAACGAAAAAAGUUUAUCAGUCGAUAUGAAUAUCUUGGAGCAAGAACUCGUCCGCAUAGCACCAACCAUCGCUGAGCUAUUCCAGAAGAUUUCCAAAACAACAUCAUCUAACAUACCAGUCAGCGAGGAAGAAAUCCGUAAGGUCAAGGAUGAAAAUGAAAGACUGCGGAAAACAAAUCGAGCUUUGAUAGAAAAACUUAACAACUUUCAACAGAAAAUCAUUCAGCUGCAGUUGGAAAAUAAAAAUCUAAGAGAGAAUGGCGAGGGAGCGAAAGAAGCUAAAGAAGAAUUGAUUCGUAAGGCAAGGGAACUGCAAGAUAUGGAGCGGAGAUUGGAGGAGCAGAAAAAUGCUUUGGAAGAAAAGGAGAUGGAGCUUAACAUCCAACUCAUGAAAAUAAAGGAAAUCGAAAAGGACAUCGUACGACAGAAGAGACAGAUUACAAAACUAGAGAUUCUCCACGAAGAAGGUCAACAAGAAAAUGAGCGACAGCAAGAGGAAAUCGCCAUGUUGAAAGACGAUAGAUUAAAACAGCAGGAGCAGAUUCGCCAACUGGAGCUGAAACAGAGGCAGGGUGAUGAACGUCUCAGAAGGCUUGAAGAAAGAUUGAAGCAGAUAGAAGAAGCUCCCGUCAACAAAAAUAAAGGCAUCAAAACUCGAGAUCCCAAAUUUAGGACGACCAAGCGACUUUUGGGUCAGAUGUACAAUAGCGAAAUCACGUGAUAACUUCUAAUUUCAAAUCACAUCAGCACGGUAGCAUCUCAGUGUACUAGCAUUAUCCACAUUAUUACAUGUAAUAAAUGGCAAUCCUUUUGAUAUUCCAUUUCUCUGUAAUUUUGCUUUGAACUUUCAAUAUGAAUCUUAAAUUUCGAUGGAUGUUUCCAAACCAGAUUUUAUUUGACUCUUUCCUUUGUUUUCAUGGUUUUACUGUAUUUGUUAUUUCUCUUUUUUCCCUCUUCUUUUU